Delphinapterus leucas (beluga whale) is the source of this 1015-nucleotide messenger RNA. The record is from RefSeq and is a predicted model, not a curated record. Lineage: Eukaryota; Metazoa; Chordata; Mammalia; Artiodactyla; Monodontidae.
UUCUGGAAUAGUUUGAGAAGAAUAGGCAUUAACUCUUCUUCACAUAAAAGCUGAACAAACUCAUUUUCCUAAUUUUUUUUCCUCUUCUCAGUGUAAGAUGAGACGUGGGAAAAAACUGCCCCCACAAUAUGCCCUGGAGCUUCUGACAGUCUAUGCUUGGGAGCAAGGAAGCAUGGAAACAGGAUUCAGCACAGCUCAGGGAUUUCAGACUGUUUUGGAAUUAGUCCUGAAGCACCAGCACCUCUGCAUCUACUGGGAAAAGUAUUAUGACUUUGAAAACCCUAUUAUUGGACAAUACCUGAGAAGGCAACUUGCAAAACCCAGACCUGUGAUCCUGGACCCAGCUGACCCUACUGGAAAUGUGGCUGGUAAAGACCCAUAUAGCUGGCAGCUGCUGGCACAAGAGAGUACAGUCUGAAGAAAGACCAGAUGUUCUAGGUUGCCUGUUAAAGGCAGGGAGUAAUUCUGGAAUACUGGAGGAAAGAGCUGGGAGACUGAACAGGGUUCAGAAUCAAAGGAAUGUUUAAUUUGCUGAGAGAGAAAGACUCAGGGCAAAGCUCCUCCCUUACAAGGAAACGAAACCAACAGCAGCCCAGACUCAGGGCACACCUCCUCCCUUCCAAUGAAAUGAAACUAACAGCCUCCUGGACCCAGGCAGCAGAAGAGAUAGAAGCUAAAAGGUUUUCCCCUCCAGCUCUGCCCUCUCUGGCUCUCCUGUCCCAGCGUCAUGAUGGAGCUCAGUGAUACCCCGGCCAAGUAUCUAGACAAGUUCAUCGAAGACCACCUCCUGCCAGACGAGGAUUUCUACACGCAGGUCAACGAAGCCAUCCACACCAUCUGCAGCUUCCUGAAGGAGAGGUGUUUCCGGGGGGCCCCCCACCCUGUGCGAGUGUCCAAAGUCGUGAAGGUGAGUCCAGAACUGCCUGGCUGGGGAGAAGGGGGCUGGAAGAGCAAGCGUUUCCACAGCGACAGAGAGAGAGCAAAAGGUUGAGGUCUCUGGGGCUGGUGGUUUCUG